AUGAAGCUGUUCGUCGCCGUAGAUUUCGGUGAAACGAAUUCGGCAGUUUCCUACGCUGCAAUGCCUAAGACGGUCGACCCCAAACAUUUCCCGUCCGGCGAUGUACAGUCGAUUUCCAGAUAUAAAUCUUUCCCACAUGAUAGAUUCAGCCCGAUGCGCUUCGAGGUACCUACAAAGCUACUAUAUCCUAGGGGUUGGGUUUUUCGACCUCUCGAAGAGCUCUGGGAUGCGCCACCAGGCUCUAUCAACCGCAACACUUCGGGUGUAAAGACCGAAUCACCAGAACCCCAGCUACUUUGGGGCUGGGAAGUCCAGCGCCAAAUGUCCAUGUUUACAUUCCAAUCAAAUCUAGAUGGAACUCUAAUAUAUCGUUUCAAAACUCUCAUGGACCAAUCCGAGAACCACAAGGAACAUAAGCAAGAUCUUUCAGUAGAUCUGGAAUCACUCUCCAUGAAUAGGUCUUGUGAAGAAAAGAUUUCUGUCGCCGAGAUGACUAUGCUUGUCACGGUUCACUACUUGACCAAGCUUCUGGACUUUACCAAUCGCGAGAUACAGAAGAACCUUGGCUUAGAGGCCGACCAAAUCGAUGCUACAGAGUUGGCCAUCUGUGUCCCCGUCAUCUGGGGUCAGAUGGCAAUCCGCAACAUGCAGUUUUGUAUGGGACUGGCCGCAAGGCUAGCUGGCUUCCCAGGCGUGACGGUAAAGAACAAGUCCAUUGACAAUGUUUUUAUUGUGUCGGAGCCAGAGGCUGGAGCUACAUGGCUUCUAUCAGCAGGUUUGGGUAAUAUUCACGUUGGAAACACAUUUGUCCUCGUGGACGCAGGCGGCGGUACUGUGGACGCUCAGACUUACACUGUCACCAAGGAAGCUCCAUUGCGACUCCAAAACCAAGCAAUUCGCCACAGUGGAGAUUCUUGCGGCUCUAACGCCCUCAACGAGCUCUUAUUCGAUUACGUACUCAAAAUUCUCGAUGAACACGAGUAUCUGGACGACCAAAACGGUAUGAACAGAGAAGGCUUUGCGAGGAAGGCAGCCUUCCACGAUUUUGAGACAAUUUACAAAGCGGAAUGGGACAUGUUCAAUCCGGACAAUCCCGACUGCCUUUUCGAGAUUCCUGGUCUAAGAUUUAACCCACAGGACAAAGAGUCUGUAUCUAACCGACUCACUGUCCCAGCUGCUUUCAUCAAUGCCAUAUUCCAUCAUGUUUGUGCAGAGGUCGGCGAAAUCGUCAAAAAUCAACUCAACAUGGCGCACGAGAAUAAGGUUGACGUCGAUGCGGUGAUUCUCAUGGGUGGUUUCGCACAGUCAAGGUCUCUAUGCGACUUUAUCCAAGAGAUGGUGCGUGAAAUCGGCCAAAUGCAUGGCCGCACAUAUCGGAUGCUUGAUCCCAGUCAAGACGAAAGUAUAGGGUCUGUUGUCGAUGCCGUUGCUGCAGGAGCCGUAGUGCGUACCCUCAACAAAGAAAGCGGCCCAAGAAGAGUGGCCAAAACCGCCUAUGGUUUAGGCGUUUUCGAACCUUACGAUAAAGAGGUCCAUGGAAGCCAAGCCACUCUUGACGGUGUAUGCGACCCUCGAGAGAAAUAUGUCAAAUGUAUCCAAUGGGUAUCAAAGAUUGGUACACUGAUGAAGCCCAAUUUCGAGAUACACAUUCGCCGCCGCCAUCAGUUCCCUUGCACAGACGAUAAUGGGGUACUCACAAAAACCUUUGCAAUUUGCGAUGAGAUAUGGCUAUCUGAUUCCGACAGCAAAGACCACUAUAGUUGGGAUCACGAAUACAACAAAGGUGCUGAGUUGAUUUAUACGAUCGAGACAGAUGUCAGUCAUCUCUUUAAACCGGGACCCAACAAUCCUUUCCAACGUCAGUGGGGAUCAUCGUCAAAAGCCUCUAGGAAUAAGAAAAGAAAAACACAAAACAGGUACUGGGAACUUUACUAUGACCUAGUAUACAUGAUCGACGGCCUCAACAUGAAGUGCAUCCAGAAGUAUGAAGGUGAGGUCCUCGGCGAGCUAGGCUUCAACAUUGCAUCAGCUCUGCCACCAGGGGCUGUUUGA
Messenger RNA from Fusarium pseudograminearum CS3096, 2052 nucleotides. RefSeq lists its product as uncharacterized. The coding region runs from base 1 to 2052 and encodes 683 amino acids. The transcript is spliced from 9 exons. The record is from RefSeq and is a predicted model, not a curated record. Lineage: Eukaryota; Fungi; Ascomycota; Sordariomycetes; Hypocreales; Nectriaceae.